This is a messenger RNA of Fraxinus pennsylvanica, 1086 nucleotides long. NCBI's taxonomy places the organism in Eukaryota, Viridiplantae, Streptophyta, Magnoliopsida, Lamiales, Oleaceae. The record is from the annotation of a GenBank genome assembly.
AUGGAUUCUAUCUCUAUUCUCUGCACUGUCGCCCUUUUAGCCGGUGGUCUCUACUGGUUUGUUUGCAUUCUUGGAUCUGCCGAACAGAAGGGCAAGCACGCGGUUCAACUGUCUGGCGGUUCCAUCGCUAAGGAGAAAGUUCAAGACAAUUACGACCAGUACGCGUCCUUUUUCCGCCGUCCCAAAGAAAUUGAGACAACCGAGAAGGUGCCUGACUUCGUGGACACUUUCUACAAUCUUGUGACUGAUAUUUAUGAGUGGGGCUGGGGCCAAUCUUUCCAUUUUUCGCCAUCGAUUCCUGGUAAAUCUCACCGAGAGGCCACUCGCAUCCACGAAGAAAUGGCCGUGGAUCUCUUAAAUUUGAAGCCGGGGGCUCGUAUUCUCGAUGCGGGUUGUGGUGUAGGUGGUCCGAUGCGGGCUAUUGCAGCCCAUUCGGGGGCUAAUGUAGUAGGAAUCACCAUCAACGAAUAUCAAGUAAAUCGGGCUAGGGCACACAACAAGAAGGCCGGCCUUGACAAACAAUGCGAAGUCGUGUGUGGUAAUUUUCUCGAGAUGCCCUUUGGUGAUAACAGUUUCGACGGAGCCUAUUCAAUUGAAGCCACUUGCCAUGCACCUAAACUGGAAGAAGUAUACGGCGAGAUCUACCGGGUUUUAAAGCCUGGAUCCAUGUAUGUCUCGUAUGAAUGGGUGACCACUGAAUUGUACCGUGGGGACGACCCGGAACAUGUGGAAGUAAUCCAGGGGAUUGAGAGAGGCGAUGCACUGCCCGGGCUAAGGAGUUACACGGAUAUUGCAGAGGUUGCAAGAAAAGUGGGAUUUGAAGUGAUAAAAGAGAAAGAUUUAGCCAAGCCACCUUCAAAUCCAUGGUGGAGCAGGCUUAAAAUGGGGAGGAUUGCAUAUUGGAGGAAUCACAUCUUAGUCACAAUUCUUGCUUGGGUGGGGAUUGCUCCUAAAGGUGUUGUUGAUGUGCAUGAAAUGCUUUUCGUCACUGCUGAUUACUUGACUAGAGGCGGUGAGUCGGGAAUUUUCACUCCUAUGCAUAUGAUUCUGUGCAAAAAGCCCGAAAUUAUGUCUUCUUCAUCAUAG